Brassica oleracea var. oleracea is the source of this 1714-nucleotide messenger RNA. RefSeq names its product F-box protein At2g16365-like. Lineage: Eukaryota; Viridiplantae; Streptophyta; Magnoliopsida; Brassicales; Brassicaceae. Gene Ontology annotation, biological process: regulation of photomorphogenesis. The transcript is spliced from 3 exons. The coding region runs from base 248 to 1531 and encodes 427 amino acids. The record is from RefSeq and is a predicted model, not a curated record.
ACUCGUAGAUGCUAUGCGACACUAGACGAGGUUUCAACUUCUUGUAGAAAUGGAUUUGGUGAUAUUCGCCUUCUCGCUCUGAUUCUUUUUCUCUUUCUUUCCUCCUUCAUCGAAAAGAAGACAGUUUCUCUCCACGUAUUCGUCUCUGCUAACAAUCUCAAAUCCCUUGCAUCGAUUUGUAUGUCUUGUCUGUGAUUUGAUAAGGCUUCUGGAGACCUGUUUUGGUACUUGUUAUCUUAACAAGUGUAUGGUUAUGGGUAAAGUUAACAAAGGAAUGAGCGAGAAAAAAGAAUCUGCUUGGUUAGGUCGUUGGACUCAGUUCGGUAAUGAAGUGAAGUUUCAUGAUCAUAGUACUGGUAGUGACUCUAAGGAGUUGAUUAGGGCUGAAGAUAAAGAGGUGUUGCCGUUUCCUAUGUUCAAGGUUAAUACUACAAAGCUUCAAGCUAAAGACGAUGUGGGUUCAAGCUCAAACCCUAUGGCUGCUAAUAACAAAAUGCCUUGGAUGUAUAAUAACGAUGUUCAAGAAAAGACUACACAGAACCUGCUAGAGUUGAUGAGACCAGUGAGGUUUUACGCAACGGUUGAUUCGGUUCAAAGAGUUUCUGGAGAGAUCAACUUACCGGAAGAAGAUGGUCAUCAUCAUCAGCUACUGAAGGGUUCCAUGAAGCUGAAAGGGAAGAUUUUUGGUGGGUAUCUUGAUCUGUUUCCUAGUGUAGAUCACCACCAGCAUAAAGGAGGAGGAGUUACACUGGAGUCUCUGGAAAGCUCAAAGGAUACCAAAGAAGGGAAGAAUGAAUCAUCUGCGGAGACUGAUACCUUGGAAAUGGAUAAACUUCAGAUGAUUCAUCUUUCUGGCUCCAUUGCUUCUUCCUCAACUAAGGGCAAAGGACGAAAAGGCGAUUCGCCCGUUCCUAGGACUGAGAUACCAGACAUGAAUGAAGAACCCCCUCUGGCUAUGGAUGGAGAGAACUCAGUAGGUGGGCAUCAGGGAGAAGAAACAAGCAACUCAGCUACACAGAGCAUGAACGUGGACCACUUUUUGUCUAGAGGCUGCAAACGUGUGCGGUUGGAACAAGAACCGGAAGCCAACAGCAGCAGAUGGGUCAAGCGUCUGAAGAGAAACUCCUUUGAUUCCAGCGGGCAUGAUGAAACCAAGAGCCUGAUGAAGAUUGAAGAAGAAGGGAACAACAACAACAACCUCUUCCUUGAAAUCUUGAAGUCAGGUAUCAACAAUCUCCAACCAAGAAAUCAAGAACCUGCCACUCCACAAAUCAAGAACGUUAACCAGGGAGGUGGCGACGUUACGCUUCAGCAUCCAUGGAUCCGGAGAUGGUGCAAGAAGAAGGAUACAGAUCAACCAGAAGGGGGAGAUGUUAGGUUUGAGACAGAGAACCAAAAGGAGAUGGAGAAGAAACAGUAUCCGAGUAUUGCGGCUAUGGCACUGAUGGGGAAGGCUUUGAGCGGUUUGAACCCGUAUGGUCUUAGGAAGACAGACUCGCUCAUGGUCUGGAAUGCUCGGGAUCUAAGGUAGGAAAAACAAAACCACCAUCCUGAAUUCGAACCAUGUACGAUUUUGACAGAUCCCAAAUCAUCAAGUCUACUUAGGAGCGUUGGUCUCGUUAUUUUAUCAGUUAUACAUGAAGGCAACACGAUUCGAAUAUGUAAUUGGGUGACUAAACAUAUCAUAUAUCAGUUGUGUUUUAUGUUUAUGUAA